This is a messenger RNA of Paramecium sonneborni, 357 nucleotides long. Lineage: Eukaryota; Ciliophora; Oligohymenophorea; Peniculida; Parameciidae. The record is from the annotation of a GenBank genome assembly.
GUAAAGAAUCAAAAAUGCAUAUAAAAUAGAAGAAAUAAUAAUUUAAAUGAAAUAAGAUUAGGAAUAGAUAGAAAAAGAUGAGAGAGUAAAAAGUAAAUAAAGAAAUAAAAAUAAUUUGGAUGAUAGGUGAUAUAAAUAUAAAACAAUUGAAUAUAAGCUUUAUUUUGGAGAUUGUAGUAAUGAAUAGGAAAAGAAUGUUUAGAGAAAUAUUAAUUUUGAAUAAGUAAAAAGAUGUGGUUAAAACAGAUGAGGGAAAGUAUAAAAGUAGUUGAUCUAGAAUGUAUAAAUUUUGGAGGUUUGAAAAAUAAUGAGUGGACAAGUUAUUAUAUAUGUAAGAGUGAUAUAAAUAUAAUGAUG